CCCAUUUUCGUCUGUCUCUCUUUAUUCUCUGUAAUCAAAUUAUUGAAUGUUUAAAACAAAACACAUGAAUCUCAUAUUUUUGGUUUGUGCCUUCCUUUUCACAGGCUUUGAAGUCGAUGCAUUAUCCUAUGAUUAUUCUGCAAGUAUUGAAUGUCUUAGGCAUCCAUUGAAACCUCAAUACAACGGAGGAAUAAUCCAAAAUCCAGAACUAAAUCAUGGACUUAGAGGAUGGAAUUCAUUUAGGAAUGCAAAAAUAGAACACAGAGAAUCAUCAGGCAACAAAUAUGUGGUAGCACGUAGCAGAAAACAUGCACAUGACAGUGUCUCCCAAAAGAUUUCUAUUGAAAAGGACAAACAUUAUACAUUGUCUGCUUGGAUACAAGUAAGUGAAGGCAAUGUCCCUGUAAUUGCAAUGGUGAAGACAAGCACAAAAGACAACUUUGCUGGUGCCAUUUUUGCUGAGAGUAAUUGUUGGUCUAUGCUUAAAGGUGGUUUCACAGCUCAAGAAUCAGGACCAGCAGAGCUCUAUUUUGAGGGCAAUAAUACCUCUGUCGAAAUAUGGAUAGACAACGUUUCCUUGCAACCAUUCACCGAGAAAGAAUGGAGUUCUCAUCAAGAUCAGAGCAUUGAGAAGAAUCGCAAGAGUAAGGUAUUGAUCCUCGCACACGAUGAAGAAGGAAAGGCAUUACGAAAUGCAGAGAUAUCUUUUGAAAUGAAGAAGCCAAGUUUUCCGUUUGGGAGUUCCAUGAACAAAUUCAUCCUAGACAAUGCAUUAUACCAAAACUGGUUCACCUCCAGAUUCACAGUGACAACGUUUGAAAACGAAAUGAAAUGGUACAGCACCGAGAGCGUGCAAGGUAAGGAAGACUACACGGUUGCUGAUGCUAUGUUGCAGUUUGCCAAGAACCACAACAUAGAUGUUCGAGGCCACAACAUAUUUUGGGAUGAUCCUAGGUACCAACCUGGUUGGGUUCCCUCACUGUCGCCGAACCAACUCUCUUCUGCCACAGAAAACAGGGUCAAAUCUGUCGUGUCAAGAUACAAGGACAAGGUUAUUGCAUGGGACGUUGUUAAUGAAAAUCUACACUUUUCGUUCUUCGAGAGUAAACUCGGACAAGACUUUUCAGGCAAAAUCUUCGAAGAGGUUCAUAAUGUUGAUGAACGAACCACUUUGUUUCUGAAUGAUUAUAACACCAUUGAGAACAACAGAGAUGGUGUCUCAAACCCAGCAAGGUACGUGCAGAAGAUUAAAGAAAUUCAGAGUUUUCAGAGGAAUAGUGGAAUCGGUUUGGGAAUUGGGUUGGAGUCCCACUUCACCGAUGUGGGGAUUAAUUUUCCAUACGUGAGAUCAUCUUUAGAUUAUCUUGGUGCCACUCGUUUGCCGAUUUGGAUCACAGAAUUUGACGUUGAAAGUCAACCUAAACAGGUACAAUACUUUGAGCUUGCUCUUAAAGAGCUACAUAGCCACCCUAUGGUUAAAGGUAUUGUGAUGUGGACAGCAUGGUCACCACAAGGUUGCUACAGAAUUUGUUUAGUGGACAACAAUUUCAAGAAUUUAGCAGCAGGGAACGUUGUGGACAAGUUUCUUUCUCAGUGGAAAUCAAAGAAAUUUUCUGGAGUAACAGAUAAAAAUGGAUACCUUGAGCUUUCUCUUUUUCAUGGUGAUUAUGAAAUGAAGACAAGUCACCCUGUCAAAAACAAUUUCACUUUCACACAGCUCCUAAAAGUAUCUCCCCAAAAUGAAUCAAACAAAAUGAAACAAGUUGUAAAGCUUUAUAUGAAGUAAGUAAUUACUUUUUGCAUA
Vigna unguiculata (cowpea) is the source of this 1804-nucleotide messenger RNA. Its product is annotated as endo-1,4-beta-xylanase 5-like. Gene Ontology annotation, molecular function: hydrolase activity, hydrolyzing O-glycosyl compounds. Gene Ontology annotation, biological process: carbohydrate metabolic process. Lineage: Eukaryota; Viridiplantae; Streptophyta; Magnoliopsida; Fabales; Fabaceae. The record is from RefSeq and is a predicted model, not a curated record.